ACAGUAAGCACUUCCGGAAGUAGAGAGCUUCGUUUCCAAGGGGACGAUCUUCUGAGGCGGACAUGAGACUGAGGGAGAGUCCUCCUUGUCUAUGAAAUGCAGUUAUCACAGCAGCUGGACUUGUUUCCCGAGUGCAGGGUGACCCUUCUGUUAUUUAAAGAUGUAAAAAAUGCAGGAGACUUGAGAAAAAAGGCCAUGGAAGGAUCUAUAGAUGGUUCAUUGAUAAACCCCAAUGUGGUUGUCGAUCCAUUUCAGAUACUUGUGGCAGCGAAUAAAGCAGUUCAUCUCCACAAACUGGGAAAGAUGAAGACAAGAACCCUGUCUACUGAAAUUAUCUUCAACCUCUCCCCAAAUAAUAAUAUUUCAGAGGCUUUGAAGAAGUUUGGCAUCUCAGAAAGUAGCACUUCAGUUCUGAUUGUUUACACUGAAGACGGAAACAAACAAGUGCAUCAGAAACACAUAGUAUCUCAGGUGGACGGCCAGCAGGUGCCUGUGGAAAGGCUUCCAGAACUAACACAGCUCUCAGAAGUCAGGAAGAUAUAUAAACUGUCAUCACAAGAAGAGAGGAUUGGGACGUUAUUGGAUGGUAUCAUUUGUAGAAUGUCAACAAAGGAUGUUUUAUAAGAUGUUUCAAGGGGCUGGAGAGAUGGCUCAGUGGUUAAGAGAAUGGACUGUUCUUCCAGAGGUCCUGAGUUCAAU
This is a messenger RNA of Arvicanthis niloticus (Nile rat), 699 nucleotides long. Its product is annotated as EKC/KEOPS complex subunit Tprkb. The record is from RefSeq and is a predicted model, not a curated record. Lineage: Eukaryota; Metazoa; Chordata; Mammalia; Rodentia; Muridae. Gene Ontology annotation, biological process: tRNA threonylcarbamoyladenosine modification. Gene Ontology annotation, cellular component: EKC/KEOPS complex; cytosol; nucleus.